AUGAGCAGAUCGUAUUGUGCUGUUCAUUUCUCGAGCAUGUCACUGUGUAAACGAUAUUAUGCUCCAAUUGAAGAGGAAAAGAAAUGUGAGAGUAAACUUAUACUGUACGACUUUGCACCAAUCGCUUACAUUUAUGGCUACUUGGGAACUGUGAUUAUAAUUUUGUUUGUUUAUGAUGUUAAAUCUAUGCACAAAAUUAUUGUCGAGGCGGGACCAAGAAAAAAGAACGAAAAAAAUCGAGCAUUAGGCGGGGAGCUGAGCAUAAGAGUGAAAUAUUCCGGAGAGAAAAGCGAGCAGAGAAAAUAUUUUACAGGUAGGUUUGAACAUGAACAACAAUUAAGGGCAAAUUAA
Messenger RNA from Clunio marinus, 351 nucleotides. The record is from the annotation of a GenBank genome assembly. NCBI's taxonomy places the organism in Eukaryota, Metazoa, Arthropoda, Insecta, Diptera, Chironomidae.